Molecule: messenger RNA, 3556 nt
Organism: Globicephala melas (long-finned pilot whale)
Lineage: Eukaryota; Metazoa; Chordata; Mammalia; Artiodactyla; Delphinidae
Gene: HTATSF1
Product: HIV-1 Tat specific factor 1
Biological process (GO): mRNA splicing, via spliceosome
Cellular component (GO): U2 snRNP; U2-type spliceosomal complex
Molecular function (GO): RNA binding
Source: RefSeq, a predicted model, not a curated record
CCCGCGACGUCGCGACGCGUCAACAAUGGCGACUGCGUCAACAAUGGCGACUGCGUCAGCGUGAGCGGGCCUCCGUUGUCAAGCGGUUUCCAGACGUUGUGGCGGGACCCGCCGUCGUCUUAGAAUCGGCCGCCGGGGAGCACAGAGCACCUUGUGUCCGCUCCCGCCGCGUUGUGGCUCGAGUGGCGGUGUCAAGAUCCAGCGGGGCGAGCUAGCGUCACUUCGGCCUCUUCGCUCUCCCGGACACUGCACCUGGGCUAAGUCGGCAACAUGAGCAACAACUUGGAUGAGAACGACGAGUUUGAUGAGCAGUUGCGAAUGCAAAAAUUGUACGGAGGCUCUGAGGACGGCGACACCGAGAAAGAUCCCGGUGGAGAAACCGAUUCUUUCCAGCAGCAGCCGACUGACACCCCAUACGAGUGGGACCUGGAUAAGAAGGCUUGGUUCCCCAAGAUCACUGAAGAUUUUAUUGCUACAUAUCAGGCCAGUUAUGGCUUUUCUAACGAUGGUGCGUCUAGUUCUACUGCGAAUGUCCAAGAUGUCAGUGCUAGGACUGCAGAGGAACCUCCGCAAAGAAAAUCCCCCGAACCCAGUGAUACCAAAAAGAGGGGAGAAAAGAGAAAGGGUGAAUCAGGAUGGUUUCAUGUUGAAGAAGGCAGAAACACAAAUGUGUAUGUUUCUGGUUUGCCUCCAGAUAUUACAGUGGAUGAAUUUAUACAGCUCAUGUCCAAGUUUGGCAUUAUUAUGAGAGAUCCUCAAACAGAAGAAUUUAAGGUCAAGCUUUACAAAGAUAAUCAAGGAAAUCUUAAAGGAGAUGGACUUUGCUGUUAUUUGAAGAGAGAAUCUGUGGAUCUUGCAUUAAAACUUUUGGAUGACGAUGAAAUUAGAGGCUACAAAUUACAUGUGGAGGUGGCAAAGUUUCAACUGAAAGGGGAAUAUGACGCCUCAAAGAAGAAAAAGAAGUGCAAAGACUACAAGAAAAAGCUGUCUAUGCAACAAAAGCAGUUGGAUUGGAGACCUGAGAAAAGAGCUGGCCCGUCCCGACUGCGCCACGAGCGAGUUGUCAUCAUCAGAAAUAUGUUUCAUCCUAUAGAUUUUGAGGAUGAUCCACUGGUGCUGAACGAGAUCAGAGAAGACCUUCGGGUGGAAUGUUCGAAGUUUGGACAAGUUAGGAGGCUCCUCCUCUUUGAUAGACACCCUGAUGGUGUGGCCUCUGUGUCCUUUAGGGAUCCGGAGGAAGCUGAUUAUUGUAUUCAGACCCUCAAUGGAAGGUGGUUUGGUGGCCGUCAAAUCACUGCCCAAGUGUGGGAUGGGACUACAGAUUAUCAGGUGGAGGAGACCACGAGAGAAAGGGAGGAAAGGCUGAGAGGAUGGGAGGUUUUCCUCAACACUCCCGAAGCCAACAGAGGCCUUCAGCGUUCAGAUUCCGUCUGGGCUCCAGAAAGGGUGGGGCCUUCUAGAAUGAGGCAUUUUUCAGAGCACCCUUGCACAUCUCAAACGAAUGUUCAAGAAGCCGCAACUGAAAUGGCAUUUGAAGAACCUAUAGAUGAAAAGAAGUUUGAAAAAACAGAAGAUGGGGGAGAAGUUGAAGAAGCUGCUUCUGAAAAAGAUGCUAAAGAAAGUGGCCCUGAAAAAGAGGCUGAAAAAGGCUGUCCCCAAAAAGAAUCUGAAGAGAGCUGCCUCAAAAGAGAGUUUGAGGAAGGCUGUCCCAAAAGAGCGCGUGAAGAAGACUUCCCCGACAGAGAGUCCGGAGAACGCAGCCCCGAGAAAGAGCAUGAAGAGGGUAGUCCUAAAAAAGAGUCGAAAGAGAAUGGUGCAGAAAGAGAGCCCAAAAAGAAGAGACUCAAAACAGAUCCUGAUGAGAACAGCCUUGAGCAGGAGCCUGAGGAGGAGGCCAGCCCCCAGAAGGCGGCUGAAGAUGGCAGCUCAGAACAAGGGUCUGAAGAGUGCUCGGAAAAGCAGUUUGAAGACGACUCCGAAAAAGAGUUAGAAGAAAACGGCCUUGAGAAAGGUUUUGAGGAAGAGGGCUCGGAGAAGGAACUUAAUGAAAACAUUCUUGAGAAAGAGGUAGAAGAAAAUAACUCUGAAAAAUCAGAAUUCGAAGAUGACAGCUCUGGGAAAAUGUUUGAUGAAGAAGGCUCUGAGAAGGAGUUUGACGAAGAGUCAGAUGAGAAGGAAGAAGAGGAAGAUGUGUAUGAAAAAGUAUUUGACGACGAGUCGGAUGAAAAAGAGGACAAAGAAGUUGCAGAAGAAAAGGGACUGGAAGAUGUGGUUGAAAAGGACAAAGAAGACGAUGCAGAUGAAAAGGUGUUUGAAGAUUCAGAUGGAAAAGAAGAUGAGGAAGAUGCAGAUGUAAAGGAAGAUGAAGACACAGAUGAAAAGAUGUUCGAAGAUGAUGAUUCCAACGAGAAGUUGUUUGAUGACGAUGCCAGUGACAAUUUGUUUGAAGAUUCCGAUGAGAGAGGGACUGUGGGUGAUUCAGGGAAUGUUAAGGAGGAAGGGCCCCUGUCCACAGGCAGCAGCUUUGUCCUCAGUAGUGAUGACGACGACGAAGACGAUGAUGACGUUUAAUCCCUUAAACUUGCUUUGUAGGGUGAUUCCUCCAUCUCCGUUUUGCCUCUGCUCCAGGGUAAUUACUAGUAGUGUUACAUGAACGUGUGCAUAGAGGUAGGAUGCCCUCAGAUCAAUGCAGUGAAGUGUUCGUGAUUAUCUGUACUGGCCGAUUUUAAAUAUAUGUGAACAAGUCAACUGGAUUCUUGUCUUUUGUCAUAUUGGUUAAGUGCAUGCAGAAUAAUAUUUUUUAAAAUAUUCUGAUUGAAGUUUGUGAUAUUCAGAAAUUAAAAAUAAGUUGUUAAUAUGCAGAAACAGAAAAUUAGACCUGAGUUAAAUUGCAUUUUUCAUUCUUGCUAUUGCUUUAUUCAUACUAAGGUUUGGUUUUUCUAAGGACCUGAAAAAUCCCUGUAGGAGUCUCCUUGCUUCAGCUUAUGAUGUUACCACUGAUGUCCCCAUUUCCCCUCUCUAAACCAAAACAUGUUACUAAAACUUAUGAAGUAAAGAACACUUCGGAGUUUUUCCCUGCCCGGUCCUCGCAAGUUACUUUUAUUUUUCUUUUCUACCCUCUUGCCAUGAAAAUUGAGUCUUAAACGUGCAAAAGUAAACUUCCCAAGGUCCACAGCUUCCAUUAUUGAAAAUACAGAGGAAAUCAGAAUUCUCCCGUGUACUGUUUGGGCCCCUCUAGAAGCUGAUUAAAGUUACAGGACCUUUACCCAGAAAAAUCUAUGCAUGCACUACACAAUCUUUUGUAUACAGUUUGGGGUGGUUCAUGGAUCCCCUGGAGUUUAAGAACUUUUGUCAUGCAUAUUUCAGAUGUUUGCUUUUGAUUUUGUUCUAGAAUCAUGGUAUCUAGUAUAUGCUAAGUUGUGUAGUCCCAAUAAAAAUUUGGGUCUUUCUUGACUGUGCUUUCCAAAUUCAGUAUUGGUGAAUUGACUUCUGAUGUAGCAUUAAGAAGUUAUUCUCAUAAAUUAGAAGAAUUAAAAUAAACUGCAUUGGUGCUUUC